UGCCAGCCAGCAUCGUCGUCACAAACCCCCAAGGGACCACACGUAUACCGAGUUCUCGACUCUUCAGCAUCGCCAUUCUACAAAGAACUAUCACAGCUGCCUCGGAACAGUCAAGAUGUCGGGCGGCUCAGCAUACGACCGACACAUCACGAUCUUCUCCGAACAGGGAAGAUUGUACCAAGUUGAAUAUGCCUUCAAGGCCAUCACAGCUGCGAACAUCAUGUCCAUAGGUGUUAGGGGCAAGGACUGCGCCGUGGUCCUGUCCCAGAAGAAGGUGCCCGAUAAGCUGAUCGACCCUUCCUCUGUCUCGCACAUCUUCCAGCUCUCUCCUUCCGUUGGCUGCGUGAUGACUGGAUCCAUCGCCGACGCUCGCGCAUUCUCCCAGCGCGCGCAGUCCGAAGCCGCCGAGUUUCGGUACAAAUACGGUUACGAGAUGCCUUGCGAUGCCCUGGCCAAGCGUCUGGCCAACAUCAGCCAGGUCUAUACUCAGCGCGCAUACAUGCGACCAUACGGCGUUGCAACGACGCUCAUUUCUGUCGACUCUGAAUUCGGUCCGCAGCUGUUCAAGACCGACCCCGCCGGAUACUACAUUGGCUACAAGGGCACCGCUGCGGGGCCCAAGCAGCAGGAGGCGCUGAACCACCUCGAAAAGAAGCUGCGCAACAAGGAGCAUGCCGAGGGUGACUGGACCGAGGUCGUCGAGCUCGCGAUCACCACUCUCAGCACGAUUCUGAGCAUGGAUUUCAAGAAGGGCGAGAUCGAGAUUGGCAUUGUGGGCGGACCCCGUGCGGAUGGCAAGGAGGGCACGAGUACCGCGUUCAGGACCCUGACCGAGGACGAGAUCGACGAGCGUCUACAGGCGAUUGCUGAGAAGGACUGAUAUCGCCACACGAGUCGGUCAUGAGAGAGCUGAGAUUUCAUGAGGCGCGCGCCCGGGUUUGCCGCUGAGAAAGCGGACAGAUUGGGUGGGAUGGACUGGUUUGAUGGACACGACGUGAGCAACAAGCAACGACCCAGCGCAACACGCCCACACAAAGACUCCAGCCAGGACCACAUCACGCCUGGCGGCUGUGACGACCUGAAAGCGUCGCAGCAUGUUGUACUACUAGUUGUCUGACAGGCGUUAUAGAAGUCAAGAUCCUCG
Molecule: messenger RNA, 1144 nt
Organism: Verticillium alfalfae VaMs.102
Lineage: Eukaryota; Fungi; Ascomycota; Sordariomycetes; Glomerellales; Plectosphaerellaceae
Product: proteasome subunit alpha type-6-B
Exons: 5
Coding region: 116-880 (254 amino acids)
Biological process (GO): ubiquitin-dependent protein catabolic process
Cellular component (GO): proteasome core complex; proteasome core complex, alpha-subunit complex; nucleus
Source: RefSeq, a predicted model, not a curated record